Messenger RNA from Vigna unguiculata (cowpea), 2223 nucleotides. Its product is annotated as LEAF RUST 10 DISEASE-RESISTANCE LOCUS RECEPTOR-LIKE PROTEIN KINASE-like 2.5. NCBI's taxonomy places the organism in Eukaryota, Viridiplantae, Streptophyta, Magnoliopsida, Fabales, Fabaceae. The record is from RefSeq and is a predicted model, not a curated record. Gene Ontology annotation, biological process: protein phosphorylation. Gene Ontology annotation, molecular function: ATP binding; protein kinase activity.
ACAUUUUUAUGAUCUUUAGGACUUCAAGCAUUUAAUAUUAAGUAACACGGAGAUUAAAGAGCAGAACAAAAUCACCUAAAUUCUUGGUCCCAUUUACAUUGAUAUUCGCAGUCAACUGGCGUAUGAGUUGGUUUAUAGAGGGUGAAGAAGCAAUAUAUAGAGGCAUUCCAUGGUUGUGGUGCUUCUAUUGUAUCAUAUGAAAAUGAAAAUGUACGAUGUUUAUGUAAUCCUUUUGUUUUGUCAUCUGACAGUGUUGCAUCUCUCAGCUGGGAAUGCAAAUGAGCACACUUCUGAUUGUCCGGACUUAUUUGAUUGCGGAAGUUUGGGGAAUAUUUCCUUUCCCUUCACCACCUCUGAACACCCCAAUUGUGGUGCUUUGGCAAUCCAAGGCUGUAAUAAUCCUAACCAAACAGCACUGAAGCAAGUCCGGUUGAGCAGUGGAGGAAAACUUUUACAAGUUACAAACAUUGUUGGUGGUUGGAGAUGGAAAAUUUCCAUUAUAGACAAGGAUUACCGCAAUCUUCUUGAAAAUUCUAGUUGUAAUGCCUUGAGCUAUAAUAUCACCGUCCCUCCCUCCUCCCCUUUCGGUUAUUUUUCCCUGGAAAACAAUAUAACCGCCCUCAAUUGCAGCCACCACAAAAACCUCAACCUUUCAAAAGAUUUCAUCAACUAUACUCGAUGUUCUCCCUUUGAUUUUUACUUCGCCCCUUCAUCCUCUGAUCAGAACUACCUACGCUCUUUAACCUCUUCAUGUUCAAUGGUUCAACUUCCCGUCAGACAAGAUUCCCAGUUCUUCAAAGACCCCUUUGGAUUUUUAAAUCCUCAAAUUACCUUUCAAUUCCAGUCUUCAAGUGCCUGUUGGCGGUGUCGGGAUAGAGGGGGCAAUUGCCGACUAGACAGCAACGCAAAAUUAUAUUGCGCCAUGAGGAAAAGUGGAGCUUGGAAUCGGAAGCUUCCGUUGAUGCUAGCUUUGACCGUGGUGGCUUCUGUAGUUGUAGUGCUGAUGGUUUUGAUUUGUUGCUUCAGAGCAAAGAUCUUUUAUCCUUUGUUUUGGAGGGAAAAUCCAACUCAUCGCGUUAUUGAAGACAUUUUGAAGGAACACGGACCCCUUCCCACAGCCAGGUUCAGUUAUUUAGAGGUUAAGAAAAUGACCAACUCUUUCAGAAACAAAUUAGGGCAAGGGGGAUUCGGUAGCGUAUACAAAGGGAAAUUACAUGAUGGAUGUGUUGUUGCAGUGAAAGUUUUAACUGUAUCUAAAGGCAAUGGAGAAGAAUUCAUCAAUGAAGUUGUGAGUAUUAGCAGGACUUCACAUGUUAAUAUCAUUAGACUUUUAGGAUUUUGUUUUGAGAAUACUCACCGCGCUCUAGUAUACGAGUUUAUGCCUAACGGAUCUCUUGACAAGUUCAUCUAUGAAGACAAAAUUGCAUCAAAGGAUGUUCAUCAACUGGAUUGGAAAAUAUUGAAUGAUAUUGCAGCUGGCAUAGCUCGUGGAUUAGAGUACUUAUAUAGAGGCUGUAACACUAGAAUUGUACAUUUUGACAUAAAACCUCACAACAUAUUACUAGACGAGGAUUUCUGUCCAAAAAUUGCAGAUUUUGGACUUGCAAAAGUAUGUCCUAGAAAAGAAAGUAUGGUAUCCCUAUUUGGUGCCAGAGGAACUGCAGGGUAUAUUGCUCCAGAAGUUUUUUCCAGAAACUUUGGUGCUGUGUCACACAAGUCAGAUGUUUACAGUUAUGGAAUGAUGGUCUUAGAAAUGGUUGGAAAAAGAAAGAAUAUUAAGACAAAAGUAGACCGGUCGAGUGAAAUAUACUUUCCCCAUUGGAUUUAUAAUCGUCUUGAAUCAAAUACAGAGCUUGGUUUAGAAAAUGUGAGAAAUGAAAGUGAGGACGAAAUGGUGAGAAAGAUGACAAUAGUGGGCUUGUGGUGCAUACAAACUCAUCCAUCAACUCGACCGACCAUAAGUAAAGUGGUGGAAAUGUUAGAAAGUAAACUUGAUUUUUUGCAAAUUCCACCUAAACCAUAUUUGUCUUCUCCUCCAAUAUCUCCGACUAAGUUGUCAUAUGAAAGUUUAUAAGGAUACUAAGAUGUAUUCCGUGUUACUAUUCUUUUUUACUUUUAGUUUGAUGUCAUAAGUUGGUCAUUUUUUUUUUAAUAGUUACUUGUAACGUGCUAACUUCACAGGUUUUACUUGUUUUUUUGCUAAAUGAUGCGUGGCUUGUUUGA